CAAUUUGUGUUUUGCUAUUUGUUCGGGUCGGUUUCUCUUGCAUUUUAUUGUUUCUUUGCAAUAAUCUCCUUGCAAUAAUGUUUACCGCUAAGAACAAUGUACGAACAUAAAGUGUUUUUAGAAACCAUAAUUUUAAAAGUUAUUCGUUUCAAGAACAGCUAUACAAGAGUUGCGUAGGAUUGUGCCUCGAAAUUGGAUUAGUUUUGAACCGUAAAUAAAUAUACAACUCAAGUGCGGGUCGCAUGGUCCGGCGCGUGUGUGCGGCGGGCGCGGCAUGGCGGGCGGCUGCGCGUGGUCGCGGCGCGUGGCGGUGCGCCAGCGCACGCUGCGCGGGCUCGUGCGCGACACGCAGCGCGCGCUGCAUGACGUCACCGACAUACUGCACUGCGAGCCAGAGAUAUCGAUAGCGGUGCAAGAGUUGGGCAACUUAGCGACGCGGUGCACGGCUCUGGUUAUACUGGGCAGCAGCGCGGCGGCACGGGCGCGGCUGCUGCACUGUCUGCUGGGACGACCACUGCUGCCUGACCCGCCGCCACGCGGUUGUCGAUGGUUACGGAUCCAGUACGGCAGCAGCACACAAGUGCACUUGACGCUCGGCAACUCCGAGUUCGAGCUGGUUGAGGAGCUUGAGUGUAACAAGAGGCCUUGGAAUACCAUCCCCGUUGAGGAUCUAGUUCGACAAGACCAGACCGACCUCGCAACGAUGCUGGAGAUAGAACUUAACAAUGUGUUCCUCAAAGACGGCCUCAAGAUCAUAGUUCCACCAGACCUAGAGUGCGACCCCGGACCUGUUUCCUACUCCACGUUAAAGCAACUACAUUCCGAACUUUACUCUAAAAGAGGGAUAAUACUAAAGAAUUUCAACCCCGUGUAUUUGUACGCUGUAGAUAGGAUAGGGAAAAGUGUGUUCAGUGAGAGUAUAGCCUGUGAUCGUAUGGUAAGCUCUAAGAGCGAAGAGGAGUUUUGGACGAUGUUUAAUUUGUACAAUAUGGCACGCGCGGCGGGUUGUGCGAGAGAGAAGGAAGAGAGCGGUGACGCGAGGGAGCUAGGGGGAAGUGAGCGUUGGAAGGAAACCAGCUGUGGGCCCAGUGUGUUCACUUCGGAGAACUGUCUAGAUCUCCAUCAAAUAAAGGAGAUCAACCCGAAGGCGCAAGUGUUCUUCGUUCUCUUCUCGAACAGCAGGGAGAUGGAGAGAGAAGAGACUAGAAGAGAGAGUGUGAGACUGCCUGUGGAGGCGACCGAGUCCACUGAGGACACCGUGUUCAGGACUGAAGACCUGCCCGAGUCUGAUCAGGAGCUAGUCAAAGAUGGUGUGCUAAGGCAUGCGCAGGAGUCUUCAGAGCAGUACAAGAAGGACGAGCGGAGACGACACGAGGAGCAGAUCGCGUUCAUGAACGAUCUGUUGGACCAGUGGGAGCUCAUGUCCAGUCCUCCUCAGAAGCACUUCGUGAAAAGUCAAUGGACGAUAGUAGAUGACGUCACAGUUCUGGCGUCUGUCUCUGCUGCGAGCGCGACUGACGUCGGGAAGCAGAGCAAGAGAGACGACGACCGCCGCGUGGCCAAUCGUACCACGUUUCUCAGCCAAGUGGUGAAGUUCGCUACCGACUGCUGCCAGAGCUACUUGCUGGAAUACUGUACCAAGUUGAGCGAGAUCCACGUAAAGUUGCUCCAGCAGCUGAUACUAGCGUCGUUCGACAUGGCGCGCGAGUUACAGCUCGUGCCCAAGAAGAUACAGUACGUCGCCACACAGGAGCAACAACUAUACGAGACGAUAAACGAGAAGUUCUCUGAAGGUGACAAGAAGCAGGAGCUGCUGCAGAUCAUGCAGCAGGUGCUGGUUGAGAUGCGGGCGGAGAUCAACAACAUGGACUGGAGUGUUGAUGAUUUGCCUUGCCACCAAGACCGUCGCUUCGUUAUAUCAAACUCAAUAUUCUACUCGUCAUCACGAAGUAGCCCUGAAUUGUCUUUUCAAAUAUCACGCCCGAAGAGUCAGACGACAUACCAGACAUGUGUUGCUGACCAGACGCCGUCCGACGGAGAGGAAGCAGUGUUGUAUGAAAGCUAUAACUUCGAUGAUUAUGAUAUCGUUCACUCCAACGACGAGAGCUUUAGUGUUACUGAAAGUUAUAGGCGCCAGCCGCGAGCGGACGACACGUCAUCUCUGACGUCAGCGUUCGGCGCGAUCCACGUGGAGAACGAGCCAGAUAUGCUGAGCAUGUCGGCGUCGCAGUCGCAGCUGCAGACGCAGUCACAGUCGCGGUGGCGCACUGACACGUUGGGCAGUGCCACCUCUACGUGCACUAACACGCUCAACAUCUCCGUCAAGCAGGCCUCACUCGAUGUGCAGCAAACUGUUCUGUCGAAACUAAGUCGAAAAAUAAGUCAGAAGCUAGUCAAGUUCGUCGAUUGCCUCAAAGACACCUACUUUGGUACGCUGCAAAGAUGCCUGGAGUCUCUGGAGGCGUCGUGUCGCGCGGAGCUGGGCGGGCGGCCGGCCAGCGAGGCCAUGCGCGCGCUGGUGUCGGUGGCGCGCUCCGUGGACCUGCAGCCCUGUGCCUCCUUCUCGCUGCUGCGCUCCUUGUUCGACUCACUGCGGCGGCUGUUUCACAAACUGCGGGUAGUGGGCGGCGCAACAGAGGAGGCGUGUUGUGUGCUGAGCCCAGUGUGGCGACGCGCGGCCGCGCUGCAAACCUGCGCCGAGCUCACACCGCACCGCCUGGCGCGCGUCAUAUCUACGCAGAUAUUAGAGCGUUUAAGCGUGGCGCACGAACGCUACCAGUCCGCACUCGCCUCGCUCGAGGCGGCGCUGGCGGGCCGGCUGCAUCACACCGAAGACGUCAAGCUCACUAUUAGAAAGAAGUUUGCUCCGUCGUUCGCUCGACUGUGUCUCGAAAGUACGUCCAUGUGUGACCUACUCAUGUAUGGUACGCCUGAACUAGGCAGAGAAAUUGGCCGCGGGCAGUACGGCGUGGUGUACGCGGUGCGCGGCCGCUGGGCGGGGCGGGCGCCCGCCGCCGUCAAGUCCGUGCUGCCGGCCGACGACCGCCACUACCACGAGCUCGCCAUGGAGUUCUUCUACACCAGGAGCAUCCCGCCUCACCCGCGCAUAGUGCGUCUGCACGGGUCCGUGGUGCAGCGCCACGGCGGCGCCGGGCCCUGCGUGCUGCUGGUGUCCGAGCGACGCACGCGGGACCUGCACCAGGCCGUGAGAGCCGGGCUUAGUCUGGCCAAGCGGAUGCAGGUGUCUGCUGACAUUGUUGAAGGUAUCCGCUACCUCCACUCGUUAGGGUUAGUCCACCGCGACAUCAAGAUGAAGAACGUGCUUCUGGACAGCCAUGACCGCGCCUCACUGUCUGACCUCGGCUUCUGCGCAGCCGAGGCUCUUAUAUCCGGGUCCGUAGUGGGAACACCCGUGCAUAUGGCGCCGGAACUGCUGGCGGGAGAAUAUGACGCUGCGGUCGAUGUGUACGCCUUUGGGAUACUGUUCUGGUACGUGUGUGCAGGUAAUGUCAAAUUGCCGUCCGCAUUCGAAAUGUUCCAGAACAAGGAACAACUCUGGAGCAAAGUCAAACGAGGUCUCCGGCCAGAGCGUCUCCCGCACUUCUCAGACGAGUGCUGGGAGAUCAUGGAGUCGUGCUGGGCGUCGGAGCCCGCUCAGCGCGCGCUGCUCGGCGACAUCCAGCCGCGCCUCGAGCGUCUACUGCAGCAGGCGCUGCGCGAAGACGAGGGGGACGUGGGACCACGGCCCGCCAGUGACUACGAAGUGUCUGAUGACGACAGUAUCGACAUGACGGGGCUCGACAGGAACUGCGUAUGAUAGUGCUGGUUUUGAAGUGGAAAACGAGUUGCGUUUCUGUUACUACAGCUGAGCCAGAGCGUCAGGAUUCCUUUCUUGUUGAUUCCUCUCUUCUAUAGUGUGGGUUGUGAGAUUAAUGAUCGACCUCAUUAACCACGGCGUCAGGGUUACUAUUCGGUCGCCAACCCUGACAUGGCUCUUGUAACGACUACAUACUAUAAGUAAAUUGUAGCCAAGACCGACCGCGUGCCGAAGCACGGAUCAUCUUACUUUCGGACAAUCAGGUGAUCAGCCCGCAAUGUCCUAAUCAAACUAGGAAUCACAAAGUGAUUUUGAAUCCUAUAGUACGUUAAUUAAAUUGGAAAAUCUGCGUCCGUUACUAUGACAAUUUCAAAUCCCUUCGCUUCAUCCGCUUCAAUUCUGUUGAAGGGUGUUCGUGACUUAAGAGUGAAUACAUAAGUGAUACAGGGUUGCAUUAAUAAGGGACUAUUUAAGGUGAGAUUCAGAAUCGAUUGCGAAAGUGUGAAGCGUAACUGUUUGUAGCAAACUUUUUUUUAAACUUUUGAUUUAAAGAGCUUAGUCACUACUGACUAUGUCGCAUGUAACAAGCAAAACUUUUGCUUUGCAAAGUUGUAUCGUAUUGUCUUGUUUACGAACUAACUUCGUUUAAAGUUUUAAGCAAUUUCUCAUACAUGUAUGUGUUGAAAACUACGUAAAUGUCUUUUUGAAAAAUCACUUUCGCAUGUGAUUUUUGUUAAUAAAACUUCGCAAUAGACGAGUUAGUUUCAAUCCAAGUCGCAAUUUCUGGCCUCAAUUUUUUACCGAAUUGAAAUUGAUACAAAGAAAUAGAAUUGUGAAAAAAAUCUCAUCAGAAUGUUAUUUUUCAAACAGGAGUUCACGUGGUUUUCACUAUGAUGCGACGUUAUGAGAAUAAAAUACCUAAAUUUUAUUGAAAAGUUUUAAUAAUAGCUACAUUUAUAUCGAUAGAUAUUUGAACGUUGUAAUGUUGCAAAAUGUAUGCAAUGCAAUUCAUUUAGUAAUACUUCAGUGAUAUCUUAGCCUGCUGUUUUCUCUAGUGACUUUGAGACUAAAAUUUAUCAACUGUUUGUUUUAAACUCAAAUUAUUGUAAAGUUAAAUUACUAUUAUUGUUAACUUAACAUAAAUAGCCUAAUACGCCCCACUGCUGGGCACAGCCCUAUCGAUACUCAGUCAAAAGAUUACAAGAAGAUGGUUGGAAGGUAAUUACAUAAUUUGUUGCUAACAUAAAGGAGGCUCGAACUAAAAUAUGCGUUAUAUUUUUCUUAUUCUGAAGAUAGCAUUAUGGUGCUACAUACCAUGUAAUAAGACUAAUUAUAAUAAUAGCUGACUAAAGUGUAGAUUGUGACAAAAAAUGUGUUCCCAUAAAUAUAAUAUAUAUUGCCUGUGAUUCGAUGGGGAGUGUGUGAACAAAAUUUUAUUUUAGUUGUUAUAUUAUUGUAAACAGGUCACAAUUUAUAUUAUCAGUGAGGGUCGACGAUGUGAAAUUGUAAGUUUUAAUAAGUAUGACUGUUUUGGUGAUUUUCUGCGAGUUCUUCACUAAUGAUUAUGACAGGCCCCAUUAUCGCGGUUGCUCGAACAAUUGUUUUGUAGUGAUUACAUAUCUAUCGAGUGAAGUCCU
Pectinophora gossypiella (pink bollworm) is the source of this 5454-nucleotide messenger RNA. RefSeq names its product dual serine/threonine and tyrosine protein kinase-like. NCBI's taxonomy places the organism in Eukaryota, Metazoa, Arthropoda, Insecta, Lepidoptera, Gelechiidae. The transcript has 22 exons. Gene Ontology annotation, molecular function: ATP binding; protein kinase activity. Bases 275 to 3817 code for a protein of 1180 amino acids. Gene Ontology annotation, biological process: protein phosphorylation. The record is from RefSeq and is a predicted model, not a curated record.